Alternaria alternata is the source of this 927-nucleotide messenger RNA. RefSeq lists its product as hypothetical. The record is from RefSeq and is a predicted model, not a curated record. The transcript has 2 exons. Lineage: Eukaryota; Fungi; Ascomycota; Dothideomycetes; Pleosporales; Pleosporaceae. Bases 239 to 721 code for a protein of 160 amino acids. Gene Ontology annotation, cellular component: mitochondrion.
UGACAGUGACCAAGUAUACCCGCUCCCGAUAAUCUUAAUCUUGCGCAUCUCGAAUCUCGAACCAUCACCGCCGGGAGUCCGCAUCCUAACGCACCACGCCCAUUGUACGCCGCCACUCGCUAUCCAAAUACCCGGAAGCCUUCGCACACGCACCGUCGCACACCCACGCUACCUCGAGAAACAGCAAUUCUCCUCAAAACGAGUGCUGCAAGCCAGCAAUCCAACACCCCAAAAAAAGAUGACAGACCGCAUGAUAAUCGGGACCAACAAGUCGCCAACGAAUCCCACACCACUAUCCGCGCCACAAGAACAACAAGUAAAAGACCUAUACUACAAGAAUGUACGAGCAAAAUGCGCAAAGGAGAUUGAAACGUUUGCACAAUGCGCAUUGGGCCGGACAUUUACCAUGAUCUACGCGUGCCGACAACCCCGUCUCGCGAUGAACUCGUGCAUGUUGCAAUACCAGAAUCAAGAUGAAUUGGACAAGGCGAGGCUGGAGUGGUUUGCCCUGGCUGAGGAGAGGAGACAGGCGAGGAUAGAGCACCAGAGGAAAUUAGAAGAUGCGAGGGAGAAACACAAAGAGUGGUGGAAUCUGGAUGAGUCGGGGCGUACGGUGGGAAAGGCGGCCGAGACGGUUAAUGAAGCGGGGUUACGGCGACGCGAGGAGAAUAGAGUUGAUGCUAGUGGGGUUACAAGAGGAGGUGUUUAUGGAUCGAGAUGACCGGUCGGUGGUGCCAGUCAUGGGAGAGAAGAAAGAAAAAAAGGAUGUGAGACGAAAGUGAAUCUAUUUGGCAUGGUGAAAAUGCAUAUUGGUAUGGAUUUCAAUGCAGCCUGAGGAUACCAAUCCUCGAAUUGCUUUGCAAAACGUUUCAUCAUGAGCGGAAAGCAUAUUUGUAUUAUAAACUGUAAAUACUCGCUCCCAAUUUU